Mercurialis annua (annual mercury) is the source of this 851-nucleotide messenger RNA. RefSeq lists its product as uncharacterized. Gene Ontology annotation, cellular component: chloroplast inner membrane; chloroplast thylakoid membrane. The coding region runs from base 58 to 537 and encodes 159 amino acids. Lineage: Eukaryota; Viridiplantae; Streptophyta; Magnoliopsida; Malpighiales; Euphorbiaceae. The record is from RefSeq and is a predicted model, not a curated record. The transcript is spliced from 5 exons.
UUUAGCAUACAAAAAUUACAAUCUAUUCAUAAUAAUAAAGUUUUUCUUGUAUUAGCAAUGACUGCAAUUUCACAUUCUUUACUUCUUACGAGAAAUCCUGCGCUGCUUCAGCCUCCUUCACCUGGUUAUGGUGCCCCUGCCAGGUUGCAAUUAAGUUUGAAUUGUCCAGGGAAAGUGCAACUUGCCAACUCCAGAAGGUCACUCACUGUCAGAGCUGCAAGUGAUGGUGGAAGGUCAAGUGGUGCGAGUAUCUUCGUCGGCGGAUUUGUUUUGGGAGGACUUAUAGUUGGUGCACUUGGAUGUGUCUAUGCACCUCAGAUAAGCAAGGUAUUAGCUGGUACUGACCGAAAAGAUCUUAUGAGGAAACUCCCUAAAUUCAUUUAUGAUGAAGAAAAGGCUUUGGAGAAAACUCGAAAAGUACUAACUGAGAAGAUAGCACAGCUGAACUCUGCCAUUGAUGAUGUUUCUGCUCAGCUCAGAUCAGAAGAUUCCCCAAAUGGAGUAGCGGUGAAUGAUGAACUGGAAGCUACUAUAUGAUAUGACCACUGUUUAUGCUACAGUAUACCUCUGCUCACCCACUAGGAAUUUCAUACAAGGAAUAAUAUACAUUCUGAUUGUAAGGUGUUCUCUUCUUCUUGCUGAGCGCUGACGUGGUUAAUGAUUGAUUAUUUUGUGGUCGCUCGAGUGGGUACAUAUAUUUUUUCUUUGACUUGUAUGCUGCGUAAUUUUGGACUUGGAUUACUUCCAUGUACUAGUUGUAUUUCGGACUGCUUAUGUGUGCAUGAAAUGAGGAAGUAUAUGAUUGCAAAGUUUAAUACAAUUGUUCCUCCCUGUUUGGAUUGGAUUUUGAA